GGCUCCGCCCCUCUCCGGGUGGCCAGCCGGCGUCCCGUCAGGCGCCACGCGGGGUCAGCGCGGGGUCAGCGUGGGGUCGGAGGGCUAGGCGCGCUGCGGUUCCGACGGCUCUCCGGCUCCCCGGCUCCGCGGCCAGUCCGGGCGUGCGCAGAGCAGGAUGUACACGCUGCUGUCAGGCCUGUACAAGUACAUGUUCCAGAAGGAUGAGUACUGCAUCCUGAUCCUGGGUCUGGACAACGCCGGGAAGACGACUUUCUUGGAGCAGUCAAAGACCCGGUUCAACAAGAACUACAAGGGGAUGAGUCUGUCCAAAAUCACUACCACUGUGGGCCUAAACAUCGGCACUGUGGACUUUGGAAAGGCCCGCCUCAUGUUCUGGGACUUAGGGGGGCAGGAGGAGCUGCAGUCUUUGUGGGACAAGUACUACGCGGAGUGCCACGGCGUCAUCUACGUCAUCGAUUCCACGGACGAGGAGCGGCUGUCCGAGUCCAAGCGAGCAUUCGAGAAGAUGGUCACAAGCGAGGCGCUGGACGGUGUCCCCAUCCUGGUGCUGGCCAACAAGCAGGACAUUGAGACUUGUCUCUCCAUCCCGGACAUCAAGACUGUGUUCAGCGACUGCGCCUCCAAGAUCGGCAGGCGCGACUGCCUGACCCAGGCCUGCUCGGCCCUCACGGGCAAGGGGGUGCGCGAGGGCAUCGAGUGGAUGGUGAAGUGCGUCGUGCGGAAUGUGCACCGGCCGCCGCGGCAGCGGGACAUCACAUAGGCGCAGGCCCCACCGCUCGUCCUGAAGAGCUCCUGCUGGCCCCGCGCCGCUGAUCCCCCCGGGGGGCUGGGUUGGAUUUGCCUUGUGGUGGUUCUACUUGCUUUGUUUUUCUUCUAAGACAAACUUUUCUCUGUAUCCAGAAAAGCGUAGGCAUCCGGAAGCUUUUUCUGCCGAGGGGAGCUGGGGCGGCAGGGACCCCACCAGACCCCCACAUCGGGCCUGGACCCCGCCCCCAAGGCCCAGUUUUGGGGCCCCGGGGUGAGGCCUUGGCAGGCCACCACUCCCCUUUGGAGCUGCUGCUCCAGCAGGCCUGCCGGCCUGGACCCUCGUGGGGCCUUGUGGGGCAGCUGCUUGGAGCUGGGUUUCUCCAGAGGUGUGGGGCCCUUCACAGUGCCCAGGGCUGCUCCAUGCGUCGUGCCCACAGAGGGGGCUGGGGGGCUGUGGCUGUCCUCAGCCUCUGUCCCCUCUGCUCCUGGAGGUGGGCUGGCGGGUUGGUGUCACCUUGAGGAAGACCUGGGCUUGCCUCCGUCCCGGUCCCGGAGCAGCCUCAGGACGGGGCAGGGGAAACCUGCCUGGGAGGCUGUGUGCCCCCUCCACUGGCCCAGCCACCUUGUUUUGAUCUCCAGCAAGGACGGUAAAGCUGGGAGGUUGCGCUGGGAGUGGGCCUCCCCGGC
This is a messenger RNA of Kogia breviceps (pygmy sperm whale), 1437 nucleotides long. RefSeq names its product ADP ribosylation factor related protein 1 (gene ARFRP1). The record is from RefSeq and is a predicted model, not a curated record. Gene Ontology annotation, molecular function: GTP binding; GTPase activity. Gene Ontology annotation, cellular component: Golgi apparatus. Gene Ontology annotation, biological process: intracellular protein transport; protein localization to Golgi apparatus; Golgi to plasma membrane protein transport. Lineage: Eukaryota; Metazoa; Chordata; Mammalia; Artiodactyla; Physeteridae.